Myxocyprinus asiaticus (Chinese sucker) is the source of this 10987-nucleotide messenger RNA. Its product is annotated as golgin subfamily B member 1-like. The record is from RefSeq and is a predicted model, not a curated record. The transcript is spliced from 20 exons. The coding region runs from base 110 to 9844 and encodes 3244 amino acids. Gene Ontology annotation, cellular component: cis-Golgi network; Golgi apparatus; endoplasmic reticulum-Golgi intermediate compartment. Lineage: Eukaryota; Metazoa; Chordata; Actinopteri; Cypriniformes; Catostomidae.
UUUCUGUUUCCGGGAUGUUUGGUGAUGUGGCUCUGCACUGAAAUCCUGGAGACGAAAUUGAUCAAAUAAAACACGCAGCUUUUCCCUGCGCCGAUUAAACAGGUCAGCUAUGUUUAGCCGGCUGACCCAGGGGGUGACCUCUGUCCUCCAAGAGCUCUCCGGCGAGGAACGCUCCGAUGGAGACUCCCAGCAGGAUAGUCUUGUCCCUCAACCCCAACCUGUUGCAGAAGCAUCCCUGGAGGGCCCAGGGCCCUCAGAAGAAGUCCUGGAGAGACUGGCCCAGACAGAGCAGUUGGUGGUUCAACUGAAGGAGUUGAUUCGAGAGAAGGACAUCCAGCUCGCCAGCACUGAGAGACAUCUUAAGGAGGAAAAAGAACAGGCAGAGGUCAAGUUUACAAAGCUUAAACUGCAGGCCAAAGCCAAGAUGGCUGCCCUAAACAAACAGAUCUCUGAGCUGAAAGGACAAGAAGUGUUGAACAGCAGUCAGAAUUCAGAGAACUCCUUCGUGAUGACUCCAGGAUUGGUGGAGGAACUCCAGCAGCUCAAAGAGAAGCUUAGCCAGGCAGAGUCUUCCAACAAGAUCCUUCAGCAGCAGCUCUGGGAAGCCGAACAGCGUGUUAGAGAAGAGGAUAAUGCAGAGCAGGUGCGAGUCUUGCAGGCUGUGGUGAAGGAAAAAGACAUACGAUUCCAGGAACAAAUUCUCAAACAUGAACAGGAACUUCUCAGUCUCACACAGGCCUCAAAUGACAGUGACUUACAGCAGGCUCUACAUACAUCCCAACAACGUGUAGAAGAGCUGGAGGAAUCCCUGCGCUCUCGUUCAGAGGUCUUAGAAAUGUUACAACAGGAGCUCAACAGUGCAGACCAGCAGAAACAGAUUCUGACUGCUCAGUUCAGGCAGAUGGAACUGGAGUUAGCAGAAGCCCAAAGACUGAGAGAAGAGGAAAGGCAACAGUGGACCAUGCAAACUGAGGAAUUGCUGGCUCUUAGAACCAGACUGGAUGCAUCAGAUAAUGACCAGACCCUCAAUGCUCUCAAUUCUGAAUUACUGAAAAAGACCACAGAGCUUGAGGAAAUGAGAGCUAAGCUUGAAGCUGAAGAAAGAGCAAAAGUUGAAAGCCUGGAGAAAUUAAGAGAGAGCGAAACUAGCUUUAAAACAGACCUGGCCAACAUGCAAGCAUGUUUGGAAGCCAGACUGGAGACAUCGGAGAGUGAAAGAAACCAGACCAUCAAUGCUCUCAAUUCUGAAUUACUGAAAAAGACCACAGAGCUUGAGGAAAUGAGAUCUAAGCUUGAAGCUGAAGAAAGAGCAAAAGUUGAAAGCCUGGAGAAAUUAAGAGAGAGCGAAACUAGCUUUAAAACAGACCUGGCCAACAUGCAAGCGUAUUUGGAAGCCAGACUGGAGACAUCGGAGAGUGAAAGAAACCAGACCAUCAAUGUUCUCAGCUCUGAAUUACAAAAAAAGACCACGGAGCUGGAUGAAAUGAGAGCUAAACUUGAAGCUGAAGAAAGAGAGAAGAAUGAAGGGCUGGAGAAAUUAAAAGAGAGAGAGGCAGAGCUGGUCAACAUGCGAGCAUGUUUGGAAGCCAGACUGGAGUCAUCUGAGAGUGAGAGAGAGCAGACCAUUGGUGCUCUCAACUCUGAAUUACUGAAAAAGACAACAGAGCUGAAUGAAAUGAGAGCUAAACUUGAAGCUGAAGAAAGAGAGAAGAACGAAGGGCUGGAGAAAUUAAAAGAGAGAGAGGCAGAGCUGGUCAACAUGCGAGCAUGUUUGGAAGCCAGACUGGAGACAUCUGAGAGUGAGAGAGAGCAGACCAUUACUGCCAUCAAUGCAGAACUACUAAAAAAGAUGACAGAACUAGAAGAAUUAAGGGAAACACUUGUAGCUGAGGAAAGAGAAAGGCUGGAGACAGUACAAGAGAGACAAACAAGCUUUGAGACAGAGCUGGCCAAAUUGCAAACAUGUUUGGAAGUUGCAGAGAAACAGAAAGAGGAGAUGACAAAGAAACUAGAAGUGGAAGUUGCAAGGCACGUGGAAGAGCUUCAUCAUCUCCAGGAGAAGCUUGAUGAAGUGGAGAGAGAGAGGGAGGAAGGAUCUAAGAGUGAACGAGAUCAGUUAGCACAGAUGCAAAAUGAGCUUGAGUCCUUAAGAGAGAGACUGGGUGCCCCCAAAGAGGAACAAGAAGCAGGACUCCAAGCAAAGGAUGCACUGGAGAAACUGUGGAGAGGGAUUCAUUCUUUGAUGAGUGUUGAGGAAGAAGAGGUGGAAAUAUCUAUCCCUACUGACCCUGCACAGAUCUUAGAGGUGUUACCCACCUUGGAAGCCCGACUGGGCAACCUUACAGCCGAACAGCAGGAGAGUAAAAUGCGAAUGUCUCAGAUCACUCUAACUCUUCAGUCUUUGCAAGGUCAACUAGAUAAAAGCACAGCCGAAGGAGAGGAAGCAGGUGCUAGGAUACAGGAACUGGAACAACAACUUCACACACUACAGGUUUCUGGUGAGUCAUUAGGUGAUCAUGUGACUGACCUGUCUAUGAGGGAUUUGCACUUGGUACACCAGGAUGGCAGUGGAGAUGCAUCUGCAUCAAAGACAGAUCGGACUCUGUUUCUGGAGACGCAGCUUGCAUACAGAGAAAGGGAGCUUUCUGAUCUCAGAGAAAAACUGUCGCUCACCACAGACCAAACUCUGAAAAUGCCAGAUGUGGAAAGUGCAGACAUUGUAAGCACAGUACUCAUUGGUGGGUUGGACGACAACCCUACAGCUCUAUCUGAGGUUCUCGAGGACACAUCAGAGGAAGAGUUGACACUUGUGGCAGUGGACACCUCUGUUCUGUUAGUUUCUGCUGACAAUGAGAGUAGCACUGAGCUUUUAGCACCACAGCCUGAGUCCCCUGGAGAAUCAAAAGGUACUUCCUCAGAUGAAAUGGUGACUAGCAGUGAUUCAGAGGUAGCACAUAGCAGCUGGACUCUUUUGGAAGCUGUAAACCAAGACGGGCCUCAAGAGUGGCCUCUCCAAGUUAACGAUUUUGCCUCAUUACGCUUAUCCACUCAGUCUUGGGAGGAGACCUGUGAAGGGCAGGUUACAUCAACCAGCUGUAUAGUUGACAUUGAUUCACCAUCUUUAGUUAUCCAUGAAACUGUACAGGUGCGUCUUGGCCAGCAGGAGGGAAGUCUGCUAAAUACUGAUUCAGGCACUAGUCAGGCUUUUGCACAGAUCUUAGCAGAAGAGAUUCAGAAAAGAUACAGUGAACUUUUGGGAGAGCUUCAGCGGCUGAGAGAAUCAUCCAUACAAUCCCAGGAGAAAGUCAACCAGCUGGAGGAGGAAUUGAAGUCACUAACAAUUUAUAAACAAGAGGCUGAGUCAAGGGAAAACAUCUAUGAUAGAGAGCUGAUGGAAGCUAAGGCAUUGAUCCAUCAAGAAAAAUUAGAUGCACAAAGUGUUGCUCAGCAGUUUGAGAACUUACAAGAAGAGGUUCUCUACAAAGAUGAGAAGAUGCAAGCCUUACAGGUAGACCUAGAUGAAGCCCAGCGAAGACUUGUAGAACAAGAAGGACAAGCUAGAAUGCUGGCUGCUCAACUGGAGGACAGAGAGCUCACCUCCUCUGAACUGGAACAGAAGCUCGUAGAUAUGGAGGGAAGGUUACUGCAGAUCUCUCAGGAGGCUGACAUGACCAAAGCUUCUCUCGUUGACAGGACUGCAGAGCUGGAAGUCCUACAAAAGUGUCUUUCACAAAAAGACCAGGAAAUGAUGGAGCUUAAUGAUAGCAUGACUGCCAAACUACUCCAGGCUGGAGAGGAAAAGUUUGCAAUAUCCAGUGAAGUCAAAAAGCUAAAAGAGCAAAUGUCUGAACUUAAGAGGUCCUGGGAUGACCAGCAGAAAAGCAAAGAGGAUAAAACAGAAGAAAGUGAGGAGCUUGUUGCUUUACGAAAGGAGAAUGAAGACAUGGUUGCUCAGAUGGAUGCUUUGAAGAAAGAUGGAGAGCAGGUCAAGAGAAAGCUGCAGGCAGCUCUGAUACAGCGGAAGGAAUUGAUGAAAAAAGUUGCUGAGUUUAAGAAGGAGGCUGAGAGCAGGGAAGAAAAGGAAAGAGAUGAUAAUGAGGGAUUUACUCUUCAGUUCAAAGAUGACAUUAAGGAAAAAGAGCAGGAAAUACAAAGGCUUGAGGCAUUGUUGCAAGCGACUAGGGAUGUCUUGAAUUCAAAAGAGGAGACCUUGGCGCAUUUGGAACAAAAAAUCAACAACCAAGAGCAAGCAUUGUAUGAGUCACAUGCAGAAAUACAGCAUCUGACAGAGCAGUAUGUUAAAAUGAAUGAACAACAAAUGUUGCAGGCAGAUGAGGAAAAAAAGAAACUUUUUUCACAGAUAGCAUCCAUGGAAUCCGAUAUUCAAACUUUGCAGAAAAAGCUUCAGGAGGCCGCAGAUGCUAAUGAACAUGCUGUUAUGAGAGCUCAAGAGAAAGAUUGCCAUCAUCUUGAGCAAAUGAAACAGCAGAAAGAGGAGUACAGUGUCCUUCUUGAGCGCUUCCAAGCUGAAGAGGGAGAGAAAGCUGGGUUGUUGAAUCGCAUUAAGGAAAUGGAGGGUCUGAUAAAAUCAAUGAAUGAUGGAGAUAAAGUGGUAAGUGUGAAUGUAGAGGGAAAUGUUGGGUCUGCCUCACAGAAUCUCGAAAAAACAGAGACAAAUGAUUGGGCUCAAGAUGAUUGGGUGGAUUUUGCUUCAGCUGAGACUGAGACACAUCAACAGCACAAAUCUGGUGAGCAUCUUCCACAGAUGAGAGUUCAUGAAGAAAUGAUAAAUGCCCUUCAGGAGGAGAUUAAAGCUGAGCAAGCUGCCCAUGUGGACUUAGAGGUGCGGCUACAAGAAAGCCAGGCCUCCCAGUCACAUGCAGAUAGCAAGUUCCAAGAGCUUUGCAAGGAACUUGAAGCUUUGAGAGAAAAGGAUAGGCAGAUUGAUGCUCUCACUGAGGAGAUGGAGGCUCUUAGAGAGAAGUGUCAGAGAGCUGAAGCUCAUCCAGAAACACUGAAAGCAGAGGUAGAUGAGGCUUGGAAAGCAGCUCAAAGAAGCAUCUUGGAUGCUGAGUCCCGCAUCAGAGCUCUUCAGUCAGAAGUGGAGGAAUUUAAACAGUUUCUGAAAAACAAGAAUGAUGAGAUUAUUGAUCUAAGUCAACAGCUAAGUGAACAAAGUUCUCUUCUUCUUAAAAUGCAGGAAACUGUUUUGGAGAAAGAUCAGCAUAUUGCUUUCUUACAAGAAGGACUUAAAGCUGAGCAAGAUAAGAUUCAAAAACUCGAAGCAGAAAUGCCACAACGAGAGGAAGAAGAGAAGGGUAACAGUGCCAAACUAGAGCAGCUUCAGCGCAAACUGCAGGCCGCUCUUGUGUCACGCAAGGAGGCUCUCAAAAAGAACCAGGCCCUCAAGGAAGAACAGACUGCUGCUGAGAAGGUCAAAUUAGAGCUACAACAGAAGCUUGAAUUUGUGGAACUGGAGUUAAACAAAUCAAGAGAAGAAAGGGAGAAGUUAAUUGAGGAGGUGGAUCGAACUUUAUUGGAAAACCAGAGUCUGAGUGCCUCCUGUGAGAGUCUUAAGCUUGCAAUGGAGGGUGUUUUGAAUGAGAAGGAUGCUUGCAAACAUCAGGCUGAGAGUGCCAAAGAGGAAGCCAAACAAAUGUGCAGGCAGCUGGAAGAAAAAGUACAAAACGUGAAAGAGGAGUAUGAGACCCUGCUCAAGUCAUAUGAGAAUGUGAGUGAUGAGGCUGAACGAGUGAGAAGAGUGCUUGAAGCUGCUCGACAGGAGAGGCAAGGGUUAGCAGCUAAGGCACAAGCUCAUGAGGCAGCCAGACAGGAGGCAGAGAGAUUGGCAGAGGAAGCUAAGAAGGAGGUAGAUGUUGUGAAAGAGAAAAUGAGGAAGUUUGCCAAGGUCAAGCAUCAGAAAAUUAUGGAACUAGAGGAGGAAAAUGAAAGGCUUAGGGAGCAAGAGGAGAAGAAAGGGACCAGAAAUGCCAAAACUGAGUUGAAACAAGAGCUGGAGAAAGUCAAAGAAGAGUUUGAGACCUUAAAGGCAAAUUAUAAUAUUGCUAUGGAUGAGAAAAACUCUUUGGAACAGACGGCUGAGGAGUUGAGGAAGCGUUUGGCUAAAGAAAUUGACAUAAAAGACUGUGCAAGCUCCACAAAGACUGUUACAGAGGUUAGUGUCAUCACACAGCAGAGAAGUCCUGAUUUAAUUGAAAACCAACAGUACCUGGGCAAUAGUAGUUCCCCAGAAACUAAUCUACAACUGCAGUCAGAGGAAUCCAUUGCUGCUGUACUUCAUCAUGAAGUCACGGAUGUGCAAGCAAAUAUUGAAAUUAAUUCUGAAGCAGAGAAAAGGCUCAGGGAACUGGAGACCUCUCUGGAAACAGCAGAGAGGAUGAUAAGGGAACUUGAAGCUGCUCUUGAGGAUCAGAAGGAAUCCAGAAACAAGCAAGAAUCCAUGCUUAAAUCAGAACUGGCUUCUCUCAAGCAGCAAAUUCAGGAGUCUUUAGAAAGAGAGGAGAUCCAGAAAGAAGCGAGCUCCAAGAAAGAAACCCAACUUCAGGAACUUCGCACCAGUCUAGAGGCUGAAAGGGAUGACUUGGAGGAACGGUUGAUGAACCAAUUGGCCCAGCUCAAUGGCAGCAUUGCAGGCUACCAGCAAGAAGCAGCCGACAGUCGUGAUCGCCUCACAGACAUGCAGCGGGAACUGGAGAAAUUGGAACGAGAGCGAGCUGAACUGGAGGCUGAGGUGGCAAGCGAGAGGGACCGGGCAGCCAGGAUGGAAGAGGACAUGAGGCAGGCCCAACGAGAGAGAGCAGAGGCAGAGGCUGAGGCAGGCAAACAGAGAGAGUUGGAGCAAAAGUUGAAAUCGGCACAGAGGUUUAAAGAAGGAAGUCAAAACAGAACACGUCAACUCGAGGAACUGCUAAGAGAGAAGCAGCUGGAAGUCCGUCAGCUGCAGAAAGACUGCAUUGAGUACCAGGAAAGAAUCAGCGAACUGGGUAAAGAAGUAAAGUCAUUGCAGUUGGUUAGAGAUGAGGUGCAGGGUGAACUUGAGGCAGCACGCUUGGAAGUCACAAAGAUUAUGCAAGAGAGAUCAAGUGUUGAAUCAGAGCUUUCAAAAUGUAAAGCGAAACUGGACAUGGCCCUGGAGGAGGCAAAGCAGGCCCAGGCAGACAAACUCAACACUGAACAAAAGGCACAACAACGAGAGGUUGAUUUGAAAGCAGAUGCAGAGCGUACUCUGGAUGAAGUCAGGUAUCGGCUUGGAGCAGAGCUUAAGCAGAUGGAACUGAGACUAGAAAAAGCCUAUAGGGGACGGGAGAGGGAGGAAGAGGCAACUAUGGAGGCAAGGAGUGUUGCUGAGACUGCAGACAGGCAUGCCCGGGAAAUGAAGGCCCGUCUAGAUGAAUCACUGGCUCGGUUGGCUGCCUUCUCACGCUCCAUGUCCUCCCUGCAGGACGAUCGUGAUCGUGUGCUGGAUGAAGCAAAACAAUGGGAGAGUCGCUUUCAUAGUGAACUGAAGGAAAAGGAGGCUGAUGUUCGGGAGGCUGAGACACGUGCUAAAGAACUUGUUGAACAACUGCAGAGAGAGAUGUCCCAAAAAGAGGAACUGCAGAGUUUAUUGGAAAGGAUGCAGAAAGCAGAAGAGAACCUACGUCUACAGCUUGCUGAGGUAGAAAAGAAAUAUAGUGAAAGCCUUACAGCUCUUGAGAAAGAAAGAGAGGACCUGCAACAAAAGCAAGCUCCAUUAGAGAUCAACCUGGCCCAAACUCACUCCCAGCUGACCUCCCUGGAGAAAGAAGCAGUGGGACUCCGCCACCACGCUAAAGCUCUAGAAGAAGCAUUGGACAAGCUUCAGAGCGAGUCUAAUGAAGCACGUGCAGCAAUCAAGGAAAGAGAGGCAGAGGAAAGGAGACUAUGCUUGAGACUGGAGCAACUGGAGACAGACCUGGGCUCUUCAAAGAACCUUACCGAUAUACUUCAGGCAGCAUUGGAUGAGAAGGAGAAAAGGGAAUUAGUGCUUCUUGGUGAGAAAGAGCAAGCUGUGACACAGGCUGUAGAGGAGGCGAGGAAAGAUGCAGAUGGAAGGGCAGACAUGGCAGAGAAAGAGCUGGAGGAGAGGAGAGAGGAGUUGCGUGGUUUAGAGGAGAGGCUUCGUAAAGCUGAGGAGAAUGCCUUCCAGAGCAGAGCUCAAUUGCAGUCCUUUACCAAGGCUAUGGGUUCCCUGCAGGAUGAUAGAGACAGGGUGCUCAGCCAAUACAAACAGCUAGAGGAACGACACCUCCAGGUUAUGAUGGAGAAGGAUAACCUUAUCCAGGAGGCUGCAGGUGAGAAUAACGGGCUGAAGGAGGAGCUUCGAGCCCUAUUGUCACAGCGGGAUGACCUCAAUGCUGAGAAUGCCAAGCUGGCUGCCCAGCUUCAUGGCUACAGAAAUGACCUAAACCAGGUUCUUGCCAUGAAGGACUCCCAACACAAGCAGAUUCUUGCUGCCCAAGUAGAGCGCAUCAGUGUUCUUGAAAGAGAGAAUGAAGAAAUCAAGAUCCAUAUUCAGGCUCUGGAAACAGAUGUUGCACAAGGAAAGAUUUCUCCACUGGAGAUGGAGAACUUGAGCCAGGCCAGUGAUGGAAGUGUUAGGUUCGAUAAUCAUGAUGCACCAGGGGCCGAAGUGGAGAAGCUGAGAGAGCAACUCGAGGCUGCUAGGAAGCGCAUCACCACCUUGGAGGAGACCUUGGAACUAGAGAGAGAAACCCAGGCAGCUCACAGCAAAGAGCUGAAGGAGCUGCGUUGGGAGUGUGGUGUUCUGCGAACUGAGGCUGAAACAGCAGAAGAGAGGGUGGCGGAGCUGGCACGAGACCUGUUGGUGAUGGAGCAGCAGCUUCUAGCGGAGAGGGAGGCAGCAGCACAGCUUCGAGCUCAGAACCAGUCCUUCGGUCAAGCCAUGGCCUCUUUGCAGGACACGAGAGAUCAGGCUGUCAAUGAGGCCAAGGAACUGCGGCUACGUUUAGAUGAAAUUAACAAUACAAGCCAUUCACCAUCUCCCCCGAGUGGCUCUAAAGGAGAAGUGUGGAGUCUCAAAAAUGCUUUAUCAGCACUGCAGAAUGAUAGGGAGAGAAUGCUGGAACAGCUACAGAUGCAAAGGUCUGAAUUGGACCGGCUCGGAUCAGGUGAACUGGCCCGGCUCACUCAGGCUCUGGAGGAAGAGAGGAGAAGGGCAGGGGAGAGAGAGAAGAUCAUGGCAGAGCUAAGGGACAAAGAUGCCCAGAUGGAGAGAGAUAAGCAAGAACUAGAGAUGCUCAGGCUAGAGAGGAUGGACUGGCAGGGUCAGGCCGAGCUCCUGAAGCAGCAGACCCUGACCACCCUCUCAGACCGGGACCAACAGGUGCGCCAGCUUACUGCCAUGCUGGAGGACGCACGGGCAUCAAAACUACGGCACGAGUACACACAAAGACAGGGAAAUCUUGCAGUAGAUGCUGCCCCUGGUGGUCCUCUUGAGCACAAUGAGGGCUAUAAAGCUGAGUGCAUUGAACUCCAGAGAAGGCUCGAUGAGGAGACAGAACAGAGACUUGGAGUAGAGGAGCAGCUCAUUGCCGCACAGGAUCGCCUCAAGCGUUACGCACAGGGAGAGUGGCAGACAGACUCUGAUGCGACAAUGUCGGAGACGGCGGUCCUUAUUGAGCCACCAGAGGGCGCCAUUAUACGGACACGAAGUGGUGGACCUGGGCUGAUCCGGAUGCUGCGAGUCGCAUUCUGUUCUCGCCAGCGCACCCCUCUGCUGGUGUCACUGUACCUGCUAACUGUGCACGUACUGCUGCUGUUAUGCAUGGGAGGGUAUCUGUGAAAGAGACCCUGAAUGCAUAACUGAGUGAGAGAGAGACCUAGCAUGCAAUACUGAGAGAAAGAGAGUUACGUACUCGUUGGCUUAUUAUACAAUCAAAUUGACACCUUAAUUUGCACAGGGUUAACCCGUUUACAAUUGGUUUUCUUGCUUAUUUCCCAAAGUUACAUCUAAUCUGUUUGUUUUGAGCAGAAUGCUUUUUGCCAAAAUCAGCUCCACCCUGUUUUAAUGAGGCUUGUCCAGACCAGUAACACUAGAGCAAUAGGUGCACUUCCUCAAAAACAUUAAUGUACCCUUUAAGAAUUAUCUCACGACUUUUAAAUUUAAUUUAGAAAAUGUAAAUGGAGUUGACACUGUACAGAGUCUAUAUAUACUGUAUUUCUUUUCUUGACAUAAUAAGAUCAUGUUUCUCUGUGACAGAGACUUUCAUUUUGUCUUUAUACACAAUUGUGUAAAUGAAGACUGUUUCAACCACAUUCCAACUUCCUGUAAUUUGUUUAAUUGCAAUUUUCCUAUUUUUGCAUUCAUAAAAUGGAAAAAUUCAGAUGAAAUUUAAUAGCAUAACUGAUGCGGUCUGUGCUUGGCGAGACAUGUCAAAAGUCUUCGCAGUGGUCCCAGCGUCCUAACUGUUUAUCCAUUUUACGGCAAACUCGUUUGCCAACUUGGUGCAAUACUGUCAUUAAUAUAUGUUUGUUUUGGUGUUCUUUUGGUUGAUUUGUUUGCUUUGUUGGUAUUUGUUUCCUUUAAUACACUACACAUCAUGCAUAUUCCAUCUCUGGACUACUGUUCCGUUUAUUUGCCCUUGGUGGUUUAAAUGAAAUAGCUUAAACAUGGAUCAUUUUAUUACUAGUUUUAAAUAUUUUGAAUCUUGUUUCGGUUAUAAGAUACUGUAUGCCUCAUAAAGUCAUUAAUGUUCAGCUUUCAUGGCAGUUUUCACAGCUGAAAGACUUCUAUUCUCACUCUGAUCUGUUAGGACUGUGUAGGGCUGCAGUAGAUUGUGGUUCAAAUAUUGUCUCUAUUAACGGUGAGAUUUUAAGCACAGCCCUGUGAGUGUUUUAACUGUGUAAAUUAUCCUUCCUCACCUCCUGCUACCCUGUUGUAGGGGCUAUCUUUUGGAAAUAAAGUCUAUUUAUGGGAAGACGUGAA